CUGUCAGAGGGAGGAGGAGAGUGCAGCUCACAGCUAGCACAGAAGCCCACCAGGCGGAGAGGGCAGAGGGGGGAAGCUGCAUUGGGGCUGGCUGGCUACAGAAUUAAGGUUAGCAUUCCAGAGCAGAGUGAAACUGAUCAGCUUCAGGCAGAAACAGGAGAGGAGGUGCCUGUGGAUUGGGGACUGACUGCACACUGGAGGGAGCUGCCAAUGUUUAAAGCACUUUGCUGGAGGUGAGGGAGAAAAAAAGUUCUCUAGGAACGACACAGGGACUCUAUAGAAACAAAGUUUGGCGUCGCUCGUCUCUCCGCUCCAUCCGUAUUGCCUGGACUAAGCUGGAGCCAUGCAGAGCAGGGACACUUUAUAGCCAGGAUUGCACCUCACAUGUUCUGUCAUUGGAGUUCUAAACUGGUUUAAGGAUUCAUUUCUGCUGGGACUUUGAUUUUCAUUUACUGAAGGCGGGGAGUAUAUAACACAUGCUAUUUAGGAACUCAAUUACUGAAGAGUCUUGACUUCAAAGGACGCCACUAAUCUCCUAAGAACCCUCAAAAGCUCAAGAGAAGGCAAGGAUGUUCGGUUUGCAGUACGUCCUCCUGCCUCUGGCCAUCAUCCGUCUCAGCUAUUGUGGUGAAAAGUUACCUUAUCGGACACCAAGACAAGCCUUAGAGGAUGAAGUUGUUGAGAAUAAAAUUGCUGGCGUGUGGGGCCUUUGGGGACCUUGGUCUUCGUGCUCUCAAACUUGUGGCUUAGGAGUUAUUGAGAGAAGUCGAACUUGUUUGACUCCAUAUCAGCAAGUUCCCUGGAUGCCAAGAUCAGAGCCAAACCCUCAUAUUGUUCAACCCCAACCUCAGCCUCCAUUUCAUGAUGAUAGAUCUAAUGUUUUCUCAAUGGGACCAGCUAGGCCAUCUUACCCAUUUCAUACAGAUGGAGAAAUUGCAGCUGCCUAUGUAGACCCUUACAUGCCACGAAACCCUUCUUCUUCCCGCUACAAUCCUUUUAACCGCAACACCAGACAAGAAACAGUUCCUGGUGGAUCCCAGCUAUAUCCAAGACGGGAACACUCUCCCUAUCAUCGAUCCACAACAAACCGAGGACGUGGAGUACCAAGGAACCCCGACACGUUGUGGCAGCCAUCUCCACUGGAUGUCCCGCAUAGACAAGAUGCCCUGCGUGCUUCUGAAACUAUCUCUAUCCAUAGGAAACCUCACAAAGAUAGUCCUAUACAAUUUAAUACAAGGAAUGCUUCAAGAGGUGAUGAUUCUAAUGCACCAUGGCCUUUCUUUCCAGAUUCUAUUCCACUUCUGAAACCUGAAAGUUGGGAGGAAACCAACCUAGGACAAGCUCUGCCUCCUCUUACUCCUACUAAAGAGUCUCGCUUUUCACGCAGAUCUCGAGUUAGAAAUGCAAUCAAACCAGGGAAAUAUGGUUAUGGGAAGGUACCAUUUGCUUUGCCUCUUCAUACUGAAAAGGAGGAAUCACAGAGGUCCAAGAGACACCAUAAAAUGAUGGCCUUUAGCACUACGGCAAGUCCCAGACGAGAUCACAGGAAAGAGCUUAGGCCAACUCAACCAUCAAUGGAAAGCCAGAGAAUGCUCAAUGAUCGGUCUCCCAGUCAGGCCACAGAUAUCGUUGGGGCAUCUUCUAAAAGGAGAUUACAGUCAGUAAAGAAGCCAAAAAGGUCUAGGCAGUCUGAUUACGCAUCGUGGACAGAGUCAUCAGAAUAUGAUUUUAGCAUUGGAAAGAAUGUUGAUUCUGCAACAGCAGCCCCAAAAUUGAAAUCCUCCAUCAAAGAGACAGAUGGCAAUCAAGAUCCCCAGUUUGAUAUUUGGGAUUCCUGGGUUGACGUCGAUGGUCAUAGAGACACUUCAGAAAAAGCUGGAGUAGAGGAUCCAGAGGAACCUAACAACAGGAGAACAAUGUAUGAAAAUAUAUUGGCUGCCAAAAAACUACCUCCGAUCCAUAAGAUUACCGCAACGCCAAUGUCACCUGUAAAUCAAGCAUUGAAGCAUGUUGAAGAAGAUGAGCUUAUCAGGACAAGUAUAUUGAGAAGUUCUGCUACUCAAGUAAAAAAAGAGGACAGUAAGAAGAUCUUACCCACAAAGAUAACUGGUACAGCGAGACCGAUGCAAAGCAAGCUACUAGGCCAUAGAGCGGAUGUUUCAAUAAAAAAUAGGCAGCCAGCAGAAAGAGAGAGAAAUCAUCAUGAAAGGAGAUUUAUUCAUGAACAUUCUAAUAGACAGGACACAAAGACAAUACAAAACAAUGAUUCCAUCAGUGAUGAAGCAACAGAAAAUGAGCAAAGGUCAGAGAUGUCACACCAACCAAGAUCCCGCAGCCACAGACAAAGUCCGUACAGACAUAACACAGAUAGUAGUAGAGCCUAUCACAGUCUGUAUAAAGAUAAUCCAGUUCAGGGAGAUCCCUGGACUUCUCUGGGAAGAAAUCAGCCAAUGACUUUCGACAGAGGGCAGGAUCAAAGGUCAAGUCAGAAUCAGAACACAGAAUUUCCUCAGUGGAACUUGUAUAAUCCAGGAACAGAGGAAUUCCAUUGUGAGGGUGAAAAGAAACAGUACAAGUCGUGCAACCAAGAGCCAUGUCCAGCCAGUCAGCCUGAUGCCAGGACUCUACAAUGUUCCACGUUUAACAACCAGGAGUUUAUGGGUCGCCUCUACCAGUGGGAAGCAUUCACAGAAGUACAUGGAAAUCAGAGAUGUGCUUUGAACUGUCGUCCCAUUGGUUACCGUUUCUAUGUCCGCCACACAGAGAAGGUCCAAGAUGGCACACCAUGUGAGCCUGGUUCCUUAGAUGUCUGCGUUGAUGGCCAGUGUCUGAGUCCCGGUUGCGAUGGCAUUCUUGGGUCUAAUAGCACAUUGGACACCUGCGGCGUUUGUGGUGGAGACGGGUCAACGUGCAAGUUUAUCACGGGCACGUUUAAGGACACCAACGUUCCAAUUGGCUACCAUAAAAUCCUGGAGAUUCCAAAAGGUGCCACUCAGAUCAGCAUCCGAGAACUGACUUGGAGUCCCAACUACUUGGCUUUGAGAAAUCGAGCUGGGAAGAGUAUCGUUAAUGGUAACUGGGCAGUAGAUCCUCCAGGAAAAUACGAAGCUGGAGGAACAGCGUUUAUAUACAACCAACCUAGCCGGGAUGAGCAAGAAGGAGAAUCAUUCACAGCUCCGGGUCCCACCAGUGAAGCUCUUGAUGUAUAUAUGAUAUUUCAGCAAGACAAUCCAGGAGUGUCAUUCCAGUACUUCAUCGCCUCUCCGCCCAGCUCUGAUAUCCCUGGUCACGUCCCUAAUGUCCCACAACAGGAGCAUGCAGGACCUCAGAGAUCAGUUCCAUCCAUUGACUCUGUUCCUCAGACCAAUCCCCGAGGUCAUCCUGUAGAGCGCCACCUGGUCCCUCCACCCCAAGCGCGACCACCACCUCCACCAAGGCCAGCUGGAACUUUGCAACGAAACGUCCGAAUCCCCACACUUCCUGCCCCUCCCACUCACUACUGGCCGGAGCAACCUCUGUUCUUCUGGAGAAGAGUGGGCAACACUCCAUGCUCUGUGACUUGCGGCAAAGGGUUCUGGUACCCCGUCUAUCAGUGCGUCUCUAGGAGCUCCCUGGAUGAAGUCAGCGAGGAGGAGUGCGAUCUGUCCAGCAAGCCGUUCCCCCAGGAGGAGGCCUGCAACACUCAGCCCUGCCCUGCGUUCUGGGAUGUUGGAAAUUGGUCAGUUUGCAGCCGGACUUGCGGGCCUGGAAUACAACACCGUCAGGUCCUCUGCCGGCAGAUGUACGCAAAUCGCACCACCAUGGUUCACCCACAGAGGUGUGGCCACCUGCCCAAACCCAACGUCACUCAGACAUGUCAGCUUCGUAUCUGCAGCCAAUGGGAGAUCCAGAGCAACUGGAGCACGUGCUCCGUCAUGUGCGGCGUUGGACAGAGGACACGGCAUGUGCGCUGCAUUAGUAGCCAAGGAGAUGAAGUCGGUGAUGGAGAGUGCAGCAACCGCCUCCGACCUAGAACCAACGAGGCCUGUGACAUGGGUCCAUGUGUCCGCAGCUGGUUCCACAAUGAAUGGAGCUCAACGUGUUCUUCAGAAUGUGGAAUGGGAAUCCAGCGUCGUUCAGUCUUCUGUCUCUCUAGUUCGGCCUCAGAUGAGUCUCAGGAUGGCUGUGGAGGAACUAAGCCUUCUGACAUGAGAGUCUGUAACAGUGGACCCUGUGAGAGGAUAGUGAAGUGGUACACAGGACCUUGGUCUGAGUGCUCGGCAGACUGUGAUGAAGGCUCCCAGAGACGAGAUGUGAUCUGCAUCAGCAAACUUGGGACUGAGUUUAACGUGACGGAGCCAUCGGAGUGUGCUCACCUUGAGAAGCCCACCGGUCUGCAAUCAUGUAAUGCUGGAUCUUGUGGAUCACGCUGGUUCACAUCCCCAUGGAGCACAUGCUCGCAGUCCUGCCUCGGCGGUCUCCAGGUAAGGGAGGUUCGUUGUCUGACAGCCGAUAAGAUCUUCAGUCAUCUCUGUGACUUGGAUUCCAAGCCGGACGAGAAGAAAACGUGCAACACGCAGCCCUGCUCCGCCGUUCUAGAUGAGAACUGCCGAGAUCGAUAUCACAAUUGCGCAGUGGUGGUCCAAGCCCGUCUCUGCGUCUACGCCUACUACAAGCAAGCGUGUUGCUCCUCCUGUUCCCACUCCCUGCAGCGAACCAGGGCAUCCGAGAACCGAUAGCGUGAACAUCUACCGCCCCCCCCCCCCCCC
Rana temporaria (common frog) is the source of this 4748-nucleotide messenger RNA. RefSeq names its product ADAMTS like 4 (gene ADAMTSL4). The transcript is spliced from 18 exons. Gene Ontology annotation, biological process: extracellular matrix organization. The record is from RefSeq and is a predicted model, not a curated record. Gene Ontology annotation, molecular function: metalloendopeptidase activity. Gene Ontology annotation, cellular component: extracellular matrix. NCBI's taxonomy places the organism in Eukaryota, Metazoa, Chordata, Amphibia, Anura, Ranidae. The coding region runs from base 570 to 4718 and encodes 1382 amino acids.